This is a messenger RNA of Numida meleagris (helmeted guineafowl), 6336 nucleotides long. RefSeq names its product attractin like 1 (gene ATRNL1). Lineage: Eukaryota; Metazoa; Chordata; Aves; Galliformes; Numididae. The coding region runs from base 542 to 4513 and encodes 1323 amino acids. Gene Ontology annotation, molecular function: protein binding. Gene Ontology annotation, cellular component: Golgi apparatus. The transcript has 28 exons. The record is from RefSeq and is a predicted model, not a curated record.
GCCGGGACGCGGCGCGGCCGCUAACCUUCCUCUCCCGCCGCUCUGCCCCUCCCGGGGCGGCUAUCGGAGCGGGGAGAAGAGCUCCUCCGUCUCUCCCGACCUUCCCGCGCCGUGCGGGAUGCUGUAGCGGCUCCGGGCCCUGCCGCCCUCGCUGACUGACGAGAGGACGGCGGCGGCCCCCGCCUCCCGCGCUCCUCCUGCCGCUGCUGCGUGUGUGCGGCGGGGCUACAAAGGAGAGGGGGAGCGCGGGGUGCCGGAGCGAGGGCGGUGUGUGCGCGCGGGGGAGGGACGCGUCUUGCGAGGAGAAAGCGCAAGGUCAAGAGGCAGCUCUCUCUCCUCCAUGGAAGAAGAGCGAUGAGCCCCGAGGAGGACGAAGAAGAGAAGGGGCGGAUGGCUGAGGGCUGCCGGGUUUCCCCUCGGGAGUGAGGAGCCGGCGCUGGGGUCGGGAGGAGGGAGCGGAGGAAGGCCGGGGGAAAGCGGCGGGUUUGAAUCUCUCCGGCUGGAUUAUUUCUCCCCGGGGGAAGCUCCCGGCGCUCGGCCCAUGGCCCCCGCGGGCAGCGCGGAGCUGGGCAGCGCCCUGAGCAGAGCGGGGGCAGCCCCUCCACCCUUGGGCGCGUGGAGACCUUUCCCCUCCGCCUGCUGCUGCUGCUUCUCCGCGCUGCUGGACCUCAACAGCUGGCUGCUCUUCUACGGCUUCCUUUACUUGGCCCUCUACGCUCAGGUGUCCCAGUCCAAGUCCUGCGACAAGAUCUCCUGUUUCUCGGGGCACUGUGUCAACUCUACCUGCGUCUGCGACCAGGGAUGGGUGGGAGAUCAGUGCCAGCACUGCCAGGGAAGGUUCAAAUUAACAGAACCUUCAGGAUAUUUAACAGAUGGACCAAUAAAUUAUAAAUAUAAAACAAAAUGUACCUGGUUAAUUGAAGGAUACCCUAAUGCAAUACUAAGAUUAAGAUUUAAUCACUUUGCUACAGAAUGUAGUUGGGACCAUAUGUAUGUAUAUGAUGGAGAUUCAAUAUAUGCACCUUUAAUUGCAGUAUUUAGUGGUUUAAUAGUUCCUGAAGUACGUGGAAAUGAAACUGUACCUGAAGUAGUUACAACAUCUGGCUAUGCAUUGCUACACUUCUUUAGUGAUGCUGCUUAUAACCUAACUGGAUUUAACAUUUUUUACUCAAUUAAUUCUUGUCCUAAUAACUGCUCAGAACAUGGAAAGUGUACAACCAGUUUGUCCAUUCCAAGCCGGGUAUACUGUGAAUGUGACAAGUAUUGGAAAGGAGAAGCCUGUGAUAUUCCAUACUGUAAAGCCAACUGUGGCAGUCCAGACCAUGGGUACUGUGAUUUGACAGGCGAGAAGCUGUGUGUAUGCAAUGAUAGCUGGCAAGGUCCAGAUUGUUCUUUGAAUGUCCCUUCCACGGAGUCUUACUGGAUCUUACCAAACGUAAAGCCAUUCAGCCCUUCUGUGGGCCGGGCUUCCCAUAAGGCAGUUCUACAUGGAAAGUUUAUGUGGGUGAUUGGUGGAUAUACUUUUAACUACAGUUCAUUCCAAAUGGUGUUGAACUACAAUUUGGAAAGCAGUAUAUGGAACGUAGUGCCUGUAUCCAAAGGGCCACUCCAGAGAUAUGGACACACUCUUGCUUUAUAUCAGGAAGACAUCUACAUGUAUGGAGGCAAAAUUGAAACAAAUAAUGGCAAUGUUACUGAUGAGCUGUGGAUUUUCAACAUACACAGUCAAACAUGGAGUAUCAGAACGCCCGCUGUACUUGUACAUGGCCAGCAGUAUGCUGUGGAAGGUCAUUCAGCGCACAUUGUGGAGCUGGACAGCAGAGAUGUGGUUAUGAUUAUCAUUUUUGGAUAUUCUGCCAUAUAUGGUUAUACAAGCAUUGUGCAAGAAUACUAUAUCAGGUCAAAUUCUUGGCUUGUACCAGAAACAAAAGGAGCAAUUGUACAAGGUGGAUAUGGCCAUACUAGUGUCUAUGAUGAACUGACAAAAUCUAUUUAUGUCCAUGGUGGAUACAAAGCAUUACCUGGCAAUAAAUAUGGAUUGGUGGAUGAUCUUUACAAAUAUGAAGUUAAUACUAGAACAUGGACUAUUCUGAAAGAGAGUGGUUUUGCAAGGUAUCUACAUUCAGCUGUCUUAAUCAAUGGAGCUAUGCUCAUUUUUGGUGGAAACACUCAUAAUGAUACUUCCCUGAGUAAUGGAGCGAAGUGCUUUUCUGCUGACUUUCUUGCAUAUGACAUAGCUUGUGAUGAAUGGAAGAUUUUACCAAAACCUAAUCUGCACCGGGAUGUCAACAGAUUUGGUCAUACUGCUGUUGUCAGUAAUGGGUCAAUGUACAUAUUUGGGGGGUUUUCAAGUGUUCUUUUGAAUGACAUCCUUGUGUACAAGCCUCCAAACUGUGAAGCGUUCAGAGAUGAAGAGCUGUGUAAGAACGCUCGUCCAGGGAUAAGGUGUCUGUGGAACAAGAAACACUGUGAAUCCUGGGAAUCUGGGAAUGCUAACAACAUCCUUCGAGCAAAAUGUCCAAAGAAAUCAGUUGCUGCAGAUGACAGAUGUUACCGAUACGCAGACUGUGCGAGCUGUACUGCCAAUACAAACGGGUGCCAAUGGUGUGAUGACAAAAAGUGCAUUUCAGCAAAUAGCAACUGUAGUGUGUCUGUUAAAAACUACACCAAAUGUCAUGUGAGAAAUGAACAGAUCUGCAAUAAGCUGACCAGCUGCAAGAGCUGCUCGCUGCACCUGAACUGCCAGUGGGACCAGCGGCAGCAGGAGUGCCAGGCCUUACCUGCUCACCUAUGUGGGGAAGGAUGGAGUCAUAUUGGAGAUGCCUGCCUCCGCAUAAAUUCUAGCCGUGAAAGCUAUGACAAUGCCAAACUGUACUGCUACAAUUUAAGUGGGAAUCUUGCUUCAUUAACAACCUCAAAAGAAGUGGAAUUUGUUCUGGAUGAAAUACAGAAGUACACACUUCAGAAAAUUUCACCUUGGGUAGGCUUACGCAAGAUCAACAUCUCCUACUGGGGAUGGGAUGACAUGUCUCCUUUUACAAACACAACUCUGCAAUGGCUUCCUGGAGAGCCAAAUGACUCUGGCUUCUGUGCGUAUCUAGAAAGAGCAGAAGUGGCUGGUCUGAAAGCGAAUCCAUGCACUGCAAUGGCAGAUGGUCUUGUCUGUGAAAAACCUGUCGUUAGUCCCAACCAGAAUGCAAGACCCUGCAAAAAGCCAUGCUCCCUGAGAACAACGUGUUCCAACUGUACGAGUAAUGGUAUGGAAUGUAUGUGGUGCAGCAGUACAAAACGAUGUGUUGAUUCGAACGCCUAUAUAAUCUCCUUCCCAUAUGGACAGUGUCUAGAAUGGCAAACUGCAACAUGCUCCCCUCAAAACUGCUCUGGACUGAGGACCUGUGGACAGUGUUUGGAACAGCCUGGAUGUGGAUGGUGCAACGAUCCCAGCAACACUGGAAAAGGUCAAUGUUUGGAAGGAUCGUCAAGAGGUCCAAUGAAGCCUGUUAGCAUGCAUUCUAAUGAAAUGGUGCUUGAUGCCACUCUUUGCCCCAAAGAAAAAAACUAUGAAUGGUCUUUUAUCCAGUGUCCAGCUUGCCAGUGUAAUGGCCACAGCACCUGUAUCAACAGUAAUGUUUGUGAUCAAUGUAAAAACUUAACAACAGGAAAACAAUGUGAAACAUGCAUGCCAGGAUAUUAUGGAGAUCCCACAAAUGGUGGACAGUGUACUGCUUGUACGUGCAGUGGACACGCAAAUAUUUGUCACAUGCAAACAGGAAAAUGUUUCUGCACAACCAAAGGCAUCAAAGGAGACCAGUGUCAACUCUGUGACUCUGAAAAUAGGUAUCUUGGAAAUCCGCUUAGGGGAACAUGUUACUACAGCCUUUUGAUUGAUUACCAGUUUACCUUCAGCUUAUUACAAGAGGAUGAUCGCCAUCACACUGCCAUAAACUUUAUAGCAAAUCCAGAACAGUCAAAUAAAAAUUUGGAUAUAUCAAUUAAUGCAUCAAACAACUUCAACCUCAAUAUUACAUGGUCUAUUGGUUCAACUGCUGGAACAAUAUCUGGGGAAGAGAUUCCUGUUGUUUCUAAGGCAAAUAUUAAGGAAUACAGAGAUAGCUUUUCAUGUGAAAAAUUUAACUUUCGGAGCAACCCAAACAUCACAUUCUACGUCUAUGUCAGCAAUUUUUCCUGGCCAAUCAAAAUACAGAUUGCCUUCUCGCAGCACAAUACUAUCAUGGAUCUGGUGCAGUUCUUUGUCACCUUCUUCAGUUGUUUCUUAUCCUUACUGCUGGUAGCUGCCGUCGUUUGGAAAAUCAAACAAACCUGUUGGGCUUCUCGACGGAGAGAGCAACUUAUGCGGGAGCGACAGCAGAUGGCCAGCCGCCCCUUUGCUUCUGUCGAUGUAGCACUGGAAGUAGGAGCUGAGCAAACAGACUUUCUACGAGGGCCAUUAGAGGAUCAACCACAAGGACCGAAUAAUGCUCCCAAAGAAAUACAUUUGGAUGAAGAUGACUGAACAUGCAGAUCCAAAGGCCCUUUUAGGAUACGGUGAACCUUUGGCCUUGGAUGAAGAACAUUCUUGGAUGAAAGAACUCCAGCUGAAAGACAAAGUCUUUGCCUUUUCCCUUGAGACUUGCAGAGAUAUGAAAGAGAUAAAGGAAACAAAGAUUUGCAGCUGAAUUCUUGCAGGGUGCAGUUCUAGUGGCUGACAGGCACCCAGCCAGCCUGCCUCAUUACUGUGGAAUGUCACAUGCUUACACCCCUUACUGUUCUCCUGCAACUCCCAAAAAUCCUCACAUGCAUUUUGACUAUUUUUUUCUGCUUUCUAGUUGCAAAUUACAUUUAAUUGCAUAGUUUCUGUAUUAAAAUUUGUUCCUUUAGGACUUAAGUAUAUCAUGUGUAGCUAAGAAAGUAAAUGCAGAAAAUACAUACUGUACUUGGUUCAUAAGAUUAUCAUACUUAUACCUGCAGCUGAGGAAGUAAUUAAGUAAUAAUCUUGUUUUUCUUUAAUGGCUUGCCUAAAGUGAAAAUACCAAUAGUUCAUUGAGUCAAUGAAUUGACAUUCAGAAUGUGGUCAGCCAUAGCUACCUGGUCAUUUGAAUGGAUUUUCUACUCUAAUAUAUUGAACUAUGUUAAACUGAUAUGAAUACAUCUAGGGACUUUGUAAAUUUCCAUACAAAAUAUUCAAUAUACUUGAAACUUGAUUAUACAUUCGACUAUUUUACUUUUUGAAGUGACCUUAUUUUCUCUUUUUAUUAUAAAAUGCAGCUCUUCUAGACAGUUUUUGUUUAGAUUCUUAGAGUAUGAUUUGAUUUCAUUAAUAGUGUUUGUUAGAGUUGACCUUCAAAUUAUGUCUGAUACCUAACAUGUUAGUACCUGACAGAUUUUCUUAAUUAAGAAUGUGUCUGAAAACAAAGUCUACACACAGAAAAAUGCUGUACCAGAGUUAAAGGGCUUUACUCUCCCUGCAUCCUCUCUCCACAGAGGGAGACCUAAUUACUUUUACUGUCAUAGAAGAAGAUAGGAUUCUAUAAUUUUGUUUGUAUAUCAACUCACAUGCUAUAGCAACUUUCAUGCCAGCUAGGAAUGUGUAGUAAGUAUGUUAGAAUCCAGGCAUCUAUGGUAUCUCUGCUUUAAAGUGCAAUCACCAGUCAGACUUCUCAAGGGGCAAAUCUGAAUAGUAGCAACUGUUUUAACAAACCAUCACCAACAAGAAAGCAUUUGCCAGCAGGGUAGCCUAGGUAAGCCCGUCUUUAUCAGAUGAGGACAUAUUAGUCUACUUGUUUCAAAAGUCCUCUGUAACUUCUUGAUUUUUUUUCUUCAACAGCUAUGUCUUAUUGCCCAGCCACCCCUGUUUAAAAACACUUCUAGAAGCUGUCUUCAGCUAAGCAGUAGACUUUUCUCUUAAACUUUAACUUUUGACUUGAAGAACUGGGAGACAAUAACCAAUCUUUGAUCAAUGAUUUCGCUUGCUUGUCUUCUCUGCUCACAUCUCUAUUUUGUCCCCUACCCCUCUUCUCUGGCCUUAACUGGUCGUAAAAAAUGUGCAUGACUAUUGGAAGUGUCUUUUGCUGCAGGGUCUCUGUAUGGGCUGAUUAAUACAAAGUAAUUCAUAUUGAGAUGCAUAUGUAUGUUUGUAUGUGCAAGAUAUUAACUUUACUUGCAUUGAGCCUAUUGGAAUAUGGAUGUACACAAAGAAAGCUAUGACUAAAAUUUCAGAUAUCUAGAUACUGGACAACUAAAUUUCAUUGUUUACUCUUGAGCAUUGAUGAACUGAUGCUGAUUUGUUACUUCCCUAAUAAAAGAAACCUUUUUGAAUAUUUAUGGCAAAGAGGCCUG